Molecule: messenger RNA, 2067 nt
Organism: Aspergillus versicolor CBS 583.65
Lineage: Eukaryota; Fungi; Ascomycota; Eurotiomycetes; Eurotiales; Aspergillaceae
Exons: 3
Coding region: 1-2067 (688 amino acids)
Biological process (GO): amine metabolic process
Molecular function (GO): copper ion binding; quinone binding; primary methylamine oxidase activity
Source: RefSeq, a predicted model, not a curated record
AUGUCACAGAUUCACCCCUUUCACCCUUUGACCCCAAGGGAAAUCGCAAAGGCCGCAACGAUUGUUCGUCAUGCAUUCCCAGGACAAACAGCCAACUUCCGAGUUAUCACUUUGAAAGAGCCCGCAAAGGCCGAGAUGAUCCCGUUUCUGGAGCACGAACAUCGAGGAACUGUAUCCGACAAGCCUGCGAGAAUUGCCCGUGUGCAGGUAGUCCUGCCUGAUGAUAAGACAUCCAAGUUCAUUGAACUCUGGGUUGACAUCGACCACGCGGCUAUCAUUAAAAAGGAACAUCUUGUCGGAAAGCAUCCAUACAUUGAUUCUGACUACAUGCAAGCCGUUGAGAAAGCUUGCUUGGCCGAUCCACGGAUUCAAAAAGAGAUUGCUCACCUUCAACUACCUGAUGGUGCGUCGGUUAUUGUCGAAGCAUGGGCGUGCGCCACGGAUGGUCUUAAUGACGUGUCACAGCGAACCACCAUGUGCUGGUUCUACAUGCGCUUGGUAAAUGAUCACGAUGCUAAUUACUACGCCUAUCCGCUAGACCUGUGCGCCGAAGUAUCGGAGCAAUUGAAUGUCACAAAGAUCUACCAAUUGCCCUCCGGUCCCGAUGAGCGCAUAGGCGACAAGCCCAAGCCAUUUGACCGCCGCAAAAUUCACGGUGCAGAGACCGAAUAUAGCCCAGGCUUGAGGCCUUCUCCUCGAACAACGACUAAGCCGUAUCAAGUCGUACAGCCUGAAGGUCCCUCGUUCAAGACACAAGGAAACUAUUUGGAAUGGGAAAAGUGGUCCAUGCAUAUCGGAUUCAAUUACCGAGAGGGUCUCACGCUCCACAAUGUUCGCUACGAUAACCGCAGUCUUUUCUACCGUUUGUCACUCGCAGAGAUGUUUGUGCCAUAUGGCGAUCCUCGUGCACCAUACCCACGCAAGGCGGCAUUUGAUCUCGGCAAUGAUGGCGCGGGUAUUAAUGCCAAUAACCUCCGUCUGGGCUGUGAUUGCCUGGGCCAUAUUAAGUACUUUGAUGGCUGGCACACCACUACCUCGGGAGACCCAGUGAAGCUGCCUAACGUGAUCUGCUGCCAUGAGCAAGAUGACGGUAUUCUUUGGAAACACACAAACUUCAGGACCCAAAAUGCAGUCGUAACGCGUUCGCGGAUACUGGUCUUGCAAACAAUUAUCACGGUCAGCAACUAUGAAUAUAUCUUUGCAUUCCAGUUCGGCCAGGAUGGUUCUAUUCACUACGAAGUUCGCGCUACUGGAAUCCUCUCGACUUGCCCGAUUAAUAUUGGUGAUAAUGUGCCUUACGGUACUAUCGUCGCCCCGGGUGUCCUGGCCCCUUACCAUCAACAUUUGUUCUCCCUCCGUAUGGACCCUGCGAUCGAUGGCCAUAACAACUCCCUACAGGUAGAGGAGUCGCACGCUAUGCCUGUUGAUGUCAAUACAUUCGACCACCAAGGCCAAUCGCAGGCCCAGGUGGACUCCUACAAUAAUCCCUUCGGUGUCGGCUAUGUCACGCGCUCUUCCAUUGUCGAUCGGGAGGGAGGUAUGGAUCUGGAUUUCACAACGAACCGCACAUUCAAAAUCGUCAACGAGAAUGUUAUUAACCCCGUGACGGGCACCCCGGUUGGCUUUAAGCUACUUCCUGCCUAUAGCCAGAUGCUAUUGGCACACCCGGAAUCAUACCAUGCUAAGCGCUCUGAGUUUGGAAAGCAUGCUGUUUGGGUCACCCGUUAUAAUGAUGAAGAGCACUUCCCAUCUGGCCGCCAUACUAUGCAAUCGACCGGCGGAGAUGGCAUCGCUACAGGAAUUGCAAAGCGCGCUGGCUCUGAAGAUUCCUUGGUAAGGAACAAAGACAUCGUUAUCUGGCACACUUUUGGAUCGACGCACAACCCAAGGAUCGAAGACUGGCCUGUGAUGCCGUCGGAGAAGGUGGUCGUUGGUCUCAAGCCCGUCAACUUCUUCACCGGGAACCCUGGGCUAGAUGUUGCUGUGUCUACACAGGAGCGAAACCGGAGCGUGUUGGUUGAUGCAGGCGACAAUAUCAAUUCGAAGUCGGGAUGUUGCAAGCUGUAG